Penicillium cinerascens is the source of this 2670-nucleotide messenger RNA. Its product is annotated as coatomer subunit beta'. The record is from RefSeq and is a predicted model, not a curated record. Lineage: Eukaryota; Fungi; Ascomycota; Eurotiomycetes; Eurotiales; Aspergillaceae. Gene Ontology annotation, molecular function: protein binding; structural molecule activity. Gene Ontology annotation, cellular component: COPI vesicle coat. Gene Ontology annotation, biological process: retrograde vesicle-mediated transport, Golgi to endoplasmic reticulum; endoplasmic reticulum to Golgi vesicle-mediated transport; intracellular protein transport. The coding region runs from base 1 to 2670 and encodes 889 amino acids. The transcript is spliced from 8 exons.
AUGCGGCUUGACGUUAAGAUGAAUAAUGGUGGAAUUGGAGAGAUUGCUGACGAGAAUGGCAUUCAACAGAGGCAACUCUUUGCCCGCUCGGAGCGGGUAAAGGGUAUUGAUUUCCACCCUACGGAGCCAUGGAUCUUGACGACCUUGUACAGUGGUCACGUCUACAUUUGGUCGUACGAGUCGCAGUCCAUCAUCAAGACGUUCGAACUCACCGAUGUCCCCGUUCGUGCCGGUCGAUUCAUCGCGCGGAAGAACUGGAUUGUUUGCGGUUCAGAUGACUUCCAGCUCCGAGUCUACAACUACAAUACCUCCGAAAAGAUCACCUCCUUUGAAGCACACCCCGACUACAUUCGGUCGAUCUGCGUUCACCCGACCCAACCGUUCGUCCUCACCGCAAGCGAUGACAUGACAAUUAAGCUGUGGGAUUGGGAGAAAGGCUGGAAAUGUGUUCAGGUCUUCGAGGGCCACAGCCACUACGUUAUGGGCAUGUCCAUCAACCCCAAGGAUACCAACACUUUUGCUUCGGCGUGUUUGGACCGGACGGUCAAGAUCUGGAACCUUGGCUCUCCCCACGCCAACUUCACCCUGGAAGCUCACGAGACCAAGGGUGUCAACCACGUCGAUUAUUACCCGCACGCGGAUAAGCCGUACCUCCUCACGACCUCGGACGACAAGACGGUCAAGAUCUGGGAUUACACCACCAAGGCGCUCAUUGCCACUCUCGAGGGCCACACCAGCAACGUCUCUUUUGCCGUGUACCAUCCCGAGCUUCCUAUUGUGAUUUCGGGUUCUGAAGAUGGAACAAUCAAGAUCUGGCACGCCAACACCUACCGGCUGGAGCAGUCACUAAGCUAUGGCCUGGAGCGGGCAUGGUGUAUUUCUUACCAGCGGGGUCGGCAGGGAAUCGCAAUGGGUUUCGAUGAUGGUGCUGUAGUUGUGAAGAUGGGCCGGGAAGAGCCUGCCGUUUCGAUGGAUGGAUCCGGCAAGCUCAUCUGGGCCAGACACAGUGAAGUUGUUUCGUCGGUCAUCAAGGGCGGCGACGCCAGCAUCAAGGAUGGCGAGCCCCUUUCGCUGCCGACUAAGGACUUGGGCACCUGCGAGGUCUAUCCGCAAACUCUUUCCCACUCGCCCAAUGGACGCUUCGUCUCCGUCUGCGGUGAUGGUGAAUAUAUCAUCUAUACCGCUUUGGCUUGGAGAAACAAGGCUUUCGGUCAGGCUCUGGAUUUCGCUUGGGGCUCCAAGGAUAACAGCAACGAUUACGCUAUCCGCGAGUCCGCCACAAGUGUCAAGAUCUUUAAGAACUUCAAGGAGCAAAGCGGCGGCCUUGAUGUUGGAUUCCAAGCAGAGGGCUUGACUGAUGGUGUUCUCCUUGGUGUCAAGGGUCAGGGUGGUAUUGGUCUGUUCGACUGGGAGAGCGGCUCGCUGGUCCGGAGAAUUGAGGUUGAUCCUAAGAACGUUUACUGGUCUGAGUCCGGAGAGUUGGUCACACUUGCUUGUGAGGAUGACUUCUACGUCCUCCGCUACUCUCGCGAGAACUACAUAAACGGCCUAAACAACGGCGAGGCCGACGAGGAUGGUGUCGAGGCAGCCAUCGAGCAUGUUGCUACCAUUAACGAGUCUGUCCGGACUGGUGAGUGGGUUGGCGACUGCUUCAUCUACACCAGCUCCACCAACCGCCUGAACUAUCUUGUCGGUGACCAAACCUACACCAUCUCUCACUUCGACCAGCCCAUGUACUUGCUUGGAUACCUUCCUAGGGAUGGCCGAAUUUAUCUGGCCGACAAGGACGUCAACACGGUUUCCUUCGGCCUGUCCCUUAGCAUGGUCGAGUACCAGACAGUCGUGCUGCGUGGGGACAUGGAUAUGGCCGCCGAGCUGCUUCGUGAUGUUCCCCAAGAUCAGAUGAACAAGGUUGCACGAUUCCUCGAGGGCCAAGGUUACAAAGAAAUGGCGCUUGAGGUCGCCACGGAUCCAGAGCACCGUUUUGAUCUGGCUCUAUCGCUAAAUGAUCUCGAGACCGCCCAUCAGAUUGCCCGCGAGGCCAACCUGGAGCACCGCUGGAAGCAGGUCGGCGACGCCGCCCUGGCCGGAUGGAACCUCUCCCUGGCCGAGGAGUGCUUCACCAACGCCAAGGACGUUGGCUCCCUGCUCCUGCUGCACACCGCCAGCAACAACCGGGCAGGCCUCCAGGCCCUUGUCACCCAGGCCUCCGAGUCUGGCCUGCACAACGUUGCCUUCUCCACUCUCUGGUCUCUGGGCGAUAUCGACGGCUGUAUCGACCUUCUCGUCGCAGCCAACCGUCUCGGUGAGGCCGUCCUUUUCGCCCAGACCUACAAGCCCACUCGUGCUCCCGAGCUGGUCGUCCAGUGGAAGAGCGCUCUUGAGCAAGCUGGCAAGACCAAGGUCUCCCGCCUGAUCGGUGUCCCUCCCGGCGCCCCCGACAUUGUCUCGACCGAUGACGACCUCUUCCCGGAGUGGGAUGAGUACAUCCGCAUGGAGAAAGAGGGCGUCGUCCCUGAGCCCCCGUCAUCCGAGUCUCUGAUCGACAUUGACGGCGACAAGGAGCCUGCGAGCGCGACCAACGGCGGCCCCGAGAUCGAGGCUGAGGCCGAAGAAGAGAACGAUCCCGAGGCCGAAGUCGAGGCUGCCGCUGCCGCCGAGACGGAGUAA